CUAGCAAGGAAAAUUCUCCUCUUUUGUGAACUUUGUUAUUAUGUUGACUUCAACUUAAUUUUUCUCUUCCGGGUAACUUCAUUUAUGUAUCCCAUCUUUUAUUGAUCUAAUGGAUAUUGUUGUAGAACAGUAGCAGUCUAGCUGUUUUAAAUGGGUUUCUAGUUGUGUCUUUCAACUUUCAAGGAUUUGUAUAUUUAUUUCACAUUUUUGGGUGCCGAAGCUUCUCUCCUAAGUUAGUUUUCUCUCCUUGUGGAUCAUGAAUAUUGGGUCAAACAAUUAACUCGUCAAAGGAGCUACUCAGAUCAAAUGGUGGAGGAAGCAAAUGCCAUUCUCUCUACCUUUGGGUCUUAUUGUCUUGGGAUAAGUAUCAAGUCGGCAUGCUUGUUUGUCAGGCACUUACAUGAGGGAGUUUUGCACACCAUCUAUGAGUUAUUAUUUCUUUGUUUGGCAUAAAUUUUCCAUUUCACUUCCCUGGUCAAAGCCAAGAAGUUUUCCCUGGUCAUCGAAGUGGAAUGAGGGGCAAAACCCCUAGAAAAACAACUUGCCACAUCGCCAAAACGCAAAUGAAAAAUAGGUUUUCUGACACCAUUUCCCAAGCAAGACUUCCCAACCAGUUUCCAAGACAACUUUCCAAGGGGUAGAAGCUUUGCAGGAACGAAAUGACCCCUAAGAGCAAUUUGCUCUUGCAUUGUUUUGACUCUACAUGUUGUGUCUUGGCAAUUUUGGAAGUAAUAAACUACUUCUUUGACAGGUACAUGGACCUGGGGCUGACAUAGACACUUUGUGUGUUGGACCUUCUUAUGUGAAUCGAGAGGAUUUCUUCGUUAUUUUGCAUAAUACUCUGGCUGAAAUGGAAGAAGUUACUGAACUUCAACCAGUUCCAGAUGCUCACGUCCCAGUUAUGAAAUUUAAGUUAUGAAAUUUAAGUUCCAGGGAAUAUCAAUUGAUCUUCUUUAUGCAAGUAUAUCUCUUUUGGUUGUUCCAGAUGUAAGUCUCAAAUGCAUUAAUUUAUUAUUACUUGAACUUAGCAAUCUCAUUGACCUGCGCGCUUAUGCCUUCUUCCACUUGAGGUAGAGAAUGAUUUCAUUUAAUUUACGGCUUAUUUAGUACAGUAUCUCGAAGACAAAGGUACUAGUUAAGUGAAAGUAAAUGCUAUCACCUCUU
Molecule: messenger RNA, 1164 nt
Organism: Rubroshorea leprosula
Lineage: Eukaryota; Viridiplantae; Streptophyta; Magnoliopsida; Malvales; Dipterocarpaceae
Source: the annotation of a GenBank genome assembly